Molecule: messenger RNA, 2773 nt
Organism: Tripterygium wilfordii
Lineage: Eukaryota; Viridiplantae; Streptophyta; Magnoliopsida; Celastrales; Celastraceae
Product: WD and tetratricopeptide repeats protein 1
Exons: 20
Coding region: 174-2456 (760 amino acids)
Biological process (GO): negative regulation of fatty acid biosynthetic process
Cellular component (GO): Cul4-RING E3 ubiquitin ligase complex; cytoplasm
Molecular function (GO): protein binding
Source: RefSeq, a predicted model, not a curated record
UUCCGAAGAGUAGUGUAGAAGAAAUUCGACUGGGAACAAGUGAACCCGCCCAUGCUAUAUUUUCAUCACGAACUACGAAAGGCUCUCAUCCGGCGAUCCAAACAGAUACUUCGAUCACCGAUCAUCUUUCGUUAUCAGAUUAAUCGAGUUAGGGUUUGUUGAAUAUCGUGUCGAUGGAGAAUCUGCACUUUCACGACGGUAACAUAUACAAUCUUAUUGAGAAGAGACACUACGAUGUUCGCCGUGAUGGUAAUCACACUUUGCAAAUGCACUCGUCGUUGAUACGGAGGCUCUCUCAGGAAGCAGAAUUGGAGGGGCACCAGGGUUGUGUAAACAGUGUGGCUUGGAAUUCUAAAGGUUCACUCUUGAUAUCUGGAUCAGAUGACGCACGGAUGAAUAUUUGGAGCUAUAGUAGCAGAAAAAUUUUGUAUUCCAUAGAUACUGGCCAUUCUGCAAACAUAUUCUGUACAAAAUUUGUUCCUGAAACUUCUGAUGAGCUUGUUGUCUCUGGAGCUGGAGAUGCUGAGGUUCGAUUAUUUAAUUUGUCUCACUUAAGUGGGGGAACUUCUGAUGAUAAUGCUAUCGCUCCCUUGGCACUGUAUCAAUGUCACACUAGAAGAGUGAAAAAAUUAGCUGUUGAAAGUGGAAAUCCCAAUGUGGUAUGGAGUGCUAGUGAAGAUGGAACCUUGAGACAGCAUGACUUUCGGGAGGGGACUUCUUGUCCUCCAGCAGGCUCUUCUCACCAAGAGUGUCGCAAUAUUCUCCUUGACUUGCGGAGUGGAGCAAAGACGUCACUGGUUGAUCCUCCUAAGCAAACCCUUGCUCUAAAGUCUUGUGAUAUCAGUUCCAGUCGGCCGCAUUUACUUCUUGUUGGUGGAAGCGAUGCUUUUGCUCGAUUGUAUGAUAGAAGAAUGCUGCCUCCACCAACCUCGUGUCGGAAAAGGAUGUCACCACCUCCUUGUGUUAACUAUUUCUGCCCAAUGCAUCUUUCUGAGCGUGGACAUCCAAGCUUGCACUUAACUCAUGUUGCAUUUAGUCCUAACGGUGAAGAGGUUCUUCUGAGUUAUAGUGGAGAGCAUGUAUACCUGAUGAAUGUAAAUCAUGCUGGUGGGAGUUCAAUGCAAUAUACCUCAGGGGAUGCUUCAAAAUUAAUGUGCUUCACACCGCUACUCAAUGGAGCAGAGUUGCAUCCGCCAAAUUCUGGUGACCUGGAGGACAAUUCAUCUUGGAAAAGCCAUUACUCUCCCAGGCUUGAAAAGUGCUGGACAUUGGUUCAAUUUGCUGAAAAAUGCUUAGAGGAAGGGACAAAUUAUGUAUAUGGAAUUGAGGCAUGUAAUGAAGUUAUUGAUGGCCAUGCACAAGACAUUGCACCCUCACUAAGGCAUGAUUGUCUAUGCACACGUGCCGCCUUGUUGCUCAAGCGGAAGUGGAAAAAUGAUGUUCAUAUGGCUGUACGGGAUUGCUUUAAUGCUUGGAAACUCAAUAACUCCUCGUUUAGAGCCCUUCACCUCAUGUCUGAAGCAUUAUCACAGUUGGGGAAAAACAAAGAAGCUCUGGACUGUGCCUUUGCUGCUCAAAUUCUUGCUCCAUCCAACUCAUUGGUGGCAGAAUGGGUUGAAAAUAUGAAGAAAAAUGUUGCUGCAGCUGAAGCUGGAAAAAAUAAUAAGGCAAAUGAUGGGGCCUUAAGAAUGGAACCUCGAACUGAAAGAGUACUUUCAUUGAGUGAUAUACUCCACCGCUCAGGGGCAAACAGUGAUGCUUCACAAGAUGGUCCAAGGUCCGAAAGAGAAGAUUCUGAUUAUGAUGAGGAAUUGGAGCUGGACUUUGAAACAUCGGUAUCUGGUGACGAAGGGCGUGAUGAAUCCAAUAUUCUUCAUGGAAGUUUAAAUCUGAGAAUUCAUAGAAGAGGCGAUUCAACUAGGGAAGCCAGUGGAAAUGGUUCUUGUGGAUCUCCAUCUUCAACACACAGUGACAAGAUACUAUAUCAGCCUGAGGCUGCUAUUGAUAUGAAGCAGCGCUAUGUUGGGCAUUGUAAUACUGGAACCGAUAUAAAACAGGCUAGUUUUCUUGGGCAAAGAGGUGAGUUUGUUGCUAGUGGAAGUGAUGAUGGUAGAUGGUAUAUUUGGGAAAAGAAAACUGGAAGAUUGAUAAAAAUUUUGCAUGGGGAUGAAGCUGUUGUGAACUGUGUGCAGUGCCAUCCAUAUGAUUCCGUCGUGGCAACAAGUGGGAUUGAUAACACGAUAAAAAUAUGGACUCCAAGUGCUUCUGUCCCAUCGGUUGUUGCUGGUGGAGCAGCUGGACCUGAAACUGCUAACGUAUUGGAUAUCAUGGAGAAUAAUCAGCGAAAAUUGUGCCUCAACCGUGAAGCUAUCCUUCCCUUUGAACUGCUGGAGCGGUUUCGGAUGCAUGAAUUUGCUGAAGGAAAUUUUCAUCCUUUCGAGUGUGCUCAGAGUUGAUCUGGCUCAUAGUUAGUAAUUGUUGGAUAUACAGAUGUUUCCAGGUGAAUUAGAGGAUAUGUUCUUUGUAUUACGCAAAGGCCUGAAUAAUGAGUUACAGCAACGGACAAUGUGAUGGUGUUUGAAAGUUUGCAGUCCUCAAAGAUAAGCUCAAAUACUGAAUAAGGAGAGCUCAUUUGUAAAUUAUGUAGAGCUUCUUUAAUGCCUCUAUUAUGUAUUAUUGUUUCUUUCUUUCUUCUGAUUUUGUAAAUCAUUUUACUUGAUGUAUGACUGAACUUAUUCUGUACAGAUGAAAACUUCUUUUGUUUAGCCUGUUA